This is a messenger RNA of Brienomyrus brachyistius, 1710 nucleotides long. It is a transcript of the gene rflnb, whose product is annotated as refilin B. Lineage: Eukaryota; Metazoa; Chordata; Actinopteri; Osteoglossiformes; Mormyridae. The transcript has 4 exons. Gene Ontology annotation, biological process: negative regulation of bone mineralization involved in bone maturation; negative regulation of chondrocyte development; actin filament bundle organization. The coding region runs from base 154 to 831 and encodes 225 amino acids. Gene Ontology annotation, cellular component: actin filament bundle. Gene Ontology annotation, molecular function: filamin binding. The record is from RefSeq and is a predicted model, not a curated record.
ACUAUUUAGUGUAAUCAGUGUGCAUAACUUUGCGUGUAUGGAGGAUUCCCAUGGCGAGAGUGAGCGUUUUCUUUCUCUGAGUUUGGCACGCCGAUCAGCGGUAGGAGGGACAUUUUAAAAGGCGUUUCCCUGCCCACAUUUGCUUGUAAAACAAUGACCGCCUUUGAAAGGGGAGAGUCCGCACAAGCGGGCAGUUUUUCAAAAACAAUGGUGGGAAGGCUAGCCUUGCAGAAUGUGUCCGCUGACGAUCCCCUGGGAAUGAGCUACAAGGCGGAGAAGACGCUUGACAGCCCGGACUCCGGGCUGCCCCCGAGCCCCAGCGCCUGGCUGCAGGCGCUUAGUACGGCGAGGCGCUUUGAGAGCCCAGUUUCCGAAGAUGAAAGCAGAGCGGAGCAAGUGGCUCCAGGCAUUCAGGAACCGGCCACACAACUGCUUCCUUUGUCCUACGGAGAGGGGAUUGAGCUUGUUCCUUUGCCACCGAAAGAAAUUAGAUACACCUCCUCGGUGCGUUACGACUCCGAUCGACAUUUCAUCCACGAUGUGCGCCUGCAGCCCACGGGUUUGGGCUUGGAGUGGUGCAGUCAGACGGUCCUGGCGCUGCCCCACAGCACCUGGCGGCGCUACAAGACGCUGCUGGAGCUCCAGCCCCGCCAACGAGCGCAUCGCUACAGAAGCACCACCAUCGUGUACCCCAAACACGCUCAAACGAUUUUCACGACUGAGCUGCACUACGACGAGCGGCGGUUGGCCAAGCGCUUCUUGUCCAGCGUGGAGCUGGAGUCAACUGACAGCAGGCUCGUCCGAAUGGACGGAAGAAGCACACCGCUGUGACCGGGGACUCUGGCUAAGUGAUGAGGUGGCCUGACUGCUGGCAUGGAGACCUCACGCGGUGGGAGAACUGCACUUGUUUUGAAAACUUGCUGGUUUGGUAACUUUGCACCACCAGAACUUUUGACUUGGACCUUUCAGAAUCACGACGUGAAUUUCAGGAGGGAGGCGUUGGUGUGGCAACAUCUGUUCAACUUAACAGCGUUGUAUAUGUCCUUUUCAUUGCACGUCACUAUAUGAUCUCUCCCCAGAUUUCGUCAGGUCUACAAAGUUGAAGACAGACUCUCCUAGAGGGGUAACCUGGCGGGAUCGACCAUCGAUGUUGGCGUUAUCUGUCUGUUUUUAAAUUGCUUUCAGAGUUUUGUUCGUUUUUAUGAAUUGUUUCGGGUAGUUUUAUUUUGUAAUCGACAAGCCGGAUAUUGUCACAGAGUAUAACACGUUUGUAAAAUCGCCAAAUGAGGUUGGGCGUCUGAAUUACUGGGUGAAGUGUCACGUGCUUAAAUGUAAAUAAUUAUGCACACUCGGUUUUGAAGCCAAAUGAGAUUUUACUAUAUAUCUGCACAAGGUCAUUUUCUGCUGUUUAUAAAGUCGUGUCUCUUUUGCAUUGUAAAUGCUGAACUGCAUUUAUGCACUUCACAUAGAAAGAUAUGAAAGGUGAAGCGUUUACCGCAAACUCCAUGUUUAACGUUAGUUUUUUUUCCCCUCCCUUUUAGGAACCACUGUGGGUUAGGGAGCAUAAAUUGUUCUAUAAAUCAAAUUAUCUGAUACAUAAUUAUAACUUAUCGUAAUUCUGUUUAGCGUCUUUAGUGUGUAAUACAACUUUUCUUUGUCGUUUUUGUAAUUGUUUUAAACAAUGUCCACAAAUAAAAACAUUACCAAAUA